AAUUGGAAAAACUUUUUUAAAACUUUUUCAUUUUAUCCGAAAAAGUAAGAUAACUAACAGUCAGUCAAUGAUUUUUGUGUUUGUCUCUCAAUCUAACAGUCAUUGACUAAAGAAGUCUACAAAAAAAGUUUUCAUAACGUGUUUUGACGUCUGUAUUCUCCCAACAAAUGCUGUAUAAUAUCCAUAAUAAUACCUAAGCUAUAAAUACAGAGAGUUGUUGUGUGUGAGAGGAUUGUUAUAUUAAAUAUAUGACUGUUUUAAUAUUGUGUGUUAAAUAUAUAUAUAGUUGUGUGUAAAAUGAGAUCGUUGUACGUGACAUCAACCAUAACUACAAUUUUCAUUUAUCUAUAUAUUGGCUGCUUUUGGCAUCACUUGAAUUGCGCUAAACUUGACUUCGACCAACUCGUCAGGAGAAAUCGUCGGACUAUUGAUCCGAUAAAAGUGGAGCCAAAUGUACUUCAAGUUAUGAAACUUUUGCGUAAAGGAAGUGUCGAUGACAGCAAUGGACAGCAAAUGUUAGAUGAAAAGAGAAUAGGUUUUGGAUUAAAUCGCGGUUAUUCUGGCAGUCAGGCGGGCAAACACUUGAUAGGUGUGUUCAAUGCUAUUGCAGGUCCGGGUGGACGACGAACUAAACGAUCGUCUUUUAUAUAA
Oppia nitens is the source of this 651-nucleotide messenger RNA. RefSeq lists its product as uncharacterized. The record is from RefSeq and is a predicted model, not a curated record. The transcript has 3 exons. Bases 298 to 651 code for a protein of 117 amino acids. NCBI's taxonomy places the organism in Eukaryota, Metazoa, Arthropoda, Arachnida, Sarcoptiformes, Oppiidae.